Monopterus albus (swamp eel) is the source of this 478-nucleotide messenger RNA. It is a transcript of the gene nppb, whose product is annotated as natriuretic peptide B. Lineage: Eukaryota; Metazoa; Chordata; Actinopteri; Synbranchiformes; Synbranchidae. The transcript is spliced from 3 exons. Gene Ontology annotation, biological process: receptor guanylyl cyclase signaling pathway; negative regulation of systemic arterial blood pressure; neuropeptide signaling pathway. Gene Ontology annotation, molecular function: hormone activity; hormone receptor binding. Gene Ontology annotation, cellular component: extracellular region; cytoplasm. Bases 19 to 411 code for a protein of 130 amino acids. The record is from RefSeq and is a predicted model, not a curated record.
AAGAACUCACAGACAAACAUGCAUCUGUCUUUCAUUUCCCUCUGUGGCCUCCUCAUCUUAAACCUGCAGCUGGUCAGCACAUUUCCCAUCAGCACCAGCUUGACCGACACUGACAUGGACGUCUUAAAGGUGCUCCUACACAGACUAGAGGAGUCCCUUUCAGAGCAGACUCAGGUGGACCAGAGAGUCCCCUCAGAGGUGAAUGAUCUGGAGAAGGCAGAAGACGCACAGCAGCUCCAGACUGGACUGGACGAGGCUGUGAUCAGGGAGUUUCUCUCAGCCAAGAACCUGAAGAGCAUCCGAAACGAUGUGUCCAAAAAACCCUCUGGCUGCUUUGGUCGACGCUUGGACAGAAUAGGCUCCAUGAGCUCGCUGGGCUGCAACACAGUCGGCAAAUUCAAGCCAAAGUAAAGAUGAAGUCUUACCAUGGAAAUUCUGGAACUGCAACGUCUCUACCGAAGAUAUUUUUAUGUGAAGG